This is a messenger RNA of Anoplophora glabripennis (Asian longhorned beetle), 2041 nucleotides long. Its product is annotated as aldehyde dehydrogenase, mitochondrial. The record is from RefSeq and is a predicted model, not a curated record. The transcript has 6 exons. Gene Ontology annotation, molecular function: aldehyde dehydrogenase (NAD+) activity. Bases 199 to 1740 code for a protein of 513 amino acids. NCBI's taxonomy places the organism in Eukaryota, Metazoa, Arthropoda, Insecta, Coleoptera, Cerambycidae.
UGUGAUUUGACGUUGGUUGUGGGUCCUCCUAUAUAAAUCUGUAGCGUACGUCGAUUAUACAAUUUGCUGGCAGUUUGAGUUCGAGUUUAGUGUUUGUUCGUUUCGUUUAUUGUUUUGGUGAGAACUGAGAACUGAGAAGUAUUGUGAGUUCCGUAGUAUAAGCUAUCUAGCGUGAACUAUUGAUUUCAUAUCUACAAAAUGUUGAGAUUGAUUGGGAAUACUGUUACAAAAUUAUCAAAAUGCAGCUAUUCUGCACAAGCCAUACCAAAACCGGUGGAAUCUCCCAAUGUGCUCUAUUCUGGGAUCUUUAUCAACAAUGAGUGGCACAAAUCAAAAACGGGAAGUACCUUUGAAACUAUAAAUCCUACCACCGGCAAAGUCAUCACCGAAAUUCAGCAGGGAACUAAGAAAGACAUGGAUCUAGCCGUCGAAGCAGCUCAUGAUGCUUUUAAAUUCGGUUCGGUAUGGAGACGAUUGGAUGCGUCGGAGAGGGGACGUCUUUUAAAUAAAUUGGCAGACCUUAUGGAAAAGGAUGCAGGGUAUAUCGCUAGUUUGGAAACCCUGGACAAUGGGAAACCUUACCACGAGGCCUACUCCAUCGACGUGCUUGGUAGUAUUAAAGUGCUUCGAUACAUGGCGGGUUGGGCAGACAAGAACCAUGGAAAAACCAUUCCGAUGGACGGUCAGUUCUUCUGUUAUACUCGCCACGAACCUGUUGGGGUGUGCGGUCAGAUCAUCCCCUGGAAUUUCCCACUCCUGAUGUUGGCUUGGAAAAUUGCUCCCGCUCUAACAACGGGCAAUACCGUAGUAUUAAAGCCGGCAGAACAGACACCACUGACGGCCUUGUAUGUAGCACAGCUUAUCAAGGAAGCCGGUUUUCCCCCUGGGGUUGUUAACAUAGUGCCUGGAUUUGGGGAUGCUGGUGUAGCAUUGGUUGAAAAUACAAAGGUGGACAAAAUUGCCUUUACGGGAUCAACAGAAGUAGGGAAGAAGAUACAGAAAGCCUCUGGCGAAUUCAACCUAAAACGCACCACACUAGAAUUGGGGGGUAAGAGCCCCAACAUAAUUUUAGCCGAUGUCGAUAUCGAAAAAGCUGUCGAAGCAGCACACUUUGGCGUCUUUUUCAACCAGGGUCAAGUUUGCUGCGCUGGUACCAGGACGUUUAUUGAAGAUUCUAUCUAUGACGAAUUUGUAGAGAGAUCCGUCGAACGUGCCAGAAAUCGUAGAGUAGGAAAUCCGUUUGAUCCCCAAACCGAGCAAGGACCACAAGUGGAUGAGCUACAAAUGAAAAAAAUCCUUUCUCUAAUCGAGCAAGGAGUCAAGGGUGGCGCGAAAUUACUUCAUGGUGGUGAAAGGCACGGCGAAGAAGGAUAUUUUGUUAAACCUACAGUUUUCGCGGAUGUAGAGGAUCACCACGUCAUUGCCCAGGAAGAGAUCUUUGGCCCUGUCCAACAAUUAAUGCGCUUCAAAGACUUAGACGAACUAAUCGAACGUGCCAACAACACCAACUACGGCCUCGCCUCGGCCAUUUUCUCUAAGGACAUCGAUAAGAUUAAUUAUCUAGUGCAAGGUAUAAAGGCUGGUACUGUCUGGGUUAAUACUUACAACGUGUUAUCCCCGCAAUCGCCAUUCGGAGGCUUCAAAGAUUCAGGCCACGGCAGGGAAAUGGGACAGUACGGUAUUAAUCAAUAUACCGAAGUUAAAUCCGUAAUUACGGCGAUUCAACAGAAAAAUUCGUAAACACGACUUUUGAUGUGGACUUUUUUUGUGAUACCUAAGGCCUGUAAAAAUAUUUUUUAACAUACUGUUCCAUAAAUGUUUGUAACGUAUUAUUUGGUGUGCUUGCUAUUUACACAUUCGACUGACACUAUCUUGUGCAGUCAUUUUAUUGUUUUUAAUUUUUUUAAUAUAUAAAAGCAGUUAAUAAUCGAUUAGCUGGCACACCAUUUAGUAACCAUACCAAAACGUGUGUUAAAAACUGUACUUUUUUUGUAUGGAUGAAUGUUAUUUUUGUAAUAAAUAAAAUCUGCUUCAAGCGUUA